AUGAAUGCUGGAAAUGAAAAACGAAAAUACGGUCAGUGGAGUGAAAUAUACAUACAAGCAGCAAUAAGAGUCUAUCGGGGCGGAAACAUUGGUUUUAAUGAGGUUUGCCGCCAGUAUCGAAUUCCAAAACCAACUUUCAGAAGACACCUGAAAUCCUUAAAUGUUCAUGCCAAUAAAGAAAGAAAAAUCCUUGGGCGAUCUUGUACAUUUAGUGAAGAAAUGGAGACAGAAUUAGAACAACAUAUUCUGAAAUUGGAAUCAAUUUUCUUUGGUAUAACUAUCACAGAGGUACGAAAGAUUGCCUUCGAAUUUGCGGAACGCAACGGGCUAAAACACAACUUUAAUACCACUAACAAAAUGGCUGGUAAAAAGUGCUUUUACGCGUUUAUGCGACGCCAUCCUCAAAUUUCACUUAGGCAAUCAGAGUCAACUUCGAUCGCUCGAUGCAAAGACUUUAAUAGGGCCAAUGUUGAUAAAUUUUUUGACAUUUUGGAAAAACUAGUAGAUGAAAAUGCUUUGACGGCUCCUAAAAUAUUCAACGUUGACGAAUCAGGGUUUUCAACUGUGCAAAAAAGAUGCCAGAAAGUAUUAGCAAAGAAAGGAAAAUCUCAAGUUGGUGUUUUGUCUAGCGGCGAGAGAGGAGUCAACACAACGUUUGUAUGCUGUACAAGCGCGGCAGGUCAAUAUGUAGCACCAAUGCUAAUCUUCAAAAGAAAAAGAAUGGUACCGGGUCUAGCAGAAGGGGCUCCUCCUGGUUGUAUAGUUCAGAUAUCAGACACUGUCAAGCCAACCAACGAAGACAAGGUGCUCUUAAUUCUAGAUGGCCACACAACCCACUCAAGAAAUUUAGCAGCUAUAGAACUAGCCCGAGAGAACGGAAUUAUUCUUUUACAGUUACCAGGUCAUACCACUCAUCGGUUGCAAGCUCUGGAUGUGGCGAUAUUUAAACCGUUGCAAGUUUAUUAUGACCAGGCUGUUGAAAAAUGGUUGAGGGAACACUCUGGGCAACCAGUCACGCAGUUUUAA
This is a messenger RNA of Sitophilus oryzae (rice weevil), 1026 nucleotides long. RefSeq lists its product as uncharacterized. Bases 1 to 1026 code for a protein of 341 amino acids. Lineage: Eukaryota; Metazoa; Arthropoda; Insecta; Coleoptera; Curculionidae. The record is from RefSeq and is a predicted model, not a curated record. The transcript is spliced from 2 exons. Gene Ontology annotation, molecular function: DNA binding. Gene Ontology annotation, cellular component: nucleus.